AUGGAUCGCAGCAGAGAGGCUGAGAUGGAGCUGAGGAGAGGACCCAGCCCACCCAGGGCUGGCAGGAGCCACGAAGUGGACGGGGACAAGGCCGCCUGCCACAGUUGUUGCAUCUGUGGCAAGAGCUUUCCUUUCCAGAGCUCCCUGUCCCAGCACAUGCGCAAGCACACAGGAGAGAAGCCCUACAAGUGUCCCUACUGUGACCACAGGGCUUCCCAGAAGGGCAACCUCAAGAUCCACAUCCGCAGCCACCGGACGGGGACUCUGAUCCAGGGGCACGAGCCAGAGGCGGGAGAGGCUCAGCUGGGGGAGCUGCCUGUCUCUGAGGGCCUGGAUGGGUGUGCCAGCCCCACUAAGAGCACCUCUGCCUGCAACCGCGUGCUGAAUGGGGCCGUGCCGACGGAUGGCAGCAAGAUUCUGCUCAGGAGCAGCCGCAAGGAAGCAGAGGGCGCAGCCAGCGCCCAGGAAGACGCCGAGGCUAUGGUGCAGUGCUCCUUCUGUAAGAGCCGGUUUGAGCAUAAGAAGGACCUGGAGCUGCACGUGCACCAAGCCCACAAGCCAUUCAAGUGCAGGCUGUGCAGCUAUGUCACCCUGCGGGAGGAGUCUCUGCUCAGCCACAUCGAGAGGGACCACAUCACUGCACAGGUGCCCAAUGGCAGCGAGGCCUGUGUGGAGAACGGCAAGCCUGAGCUGAGCCCUGGGGAAUUUCCCUGCGAGGUGUGUGGCCAGGCCUUCAGCCAGACCUGGUUCCUGAAGGCACACAUGAAGAAACACCGCGGCUCCUUUGACCAUGGCUGCCACAUCUGUGGCCGGAGAUUCAAAGAGCCCUGGUUCCUCAAGAACCACAUGAAGGCGCAUGGACCCAAGGCAGGAAGCAAGAACAGGCCCAAGAGUGACCUGGACCCCAUUGCUACCAUCAACAAUGUGGUACAGGAGGAGGUCAUUGUCACCGGCCUGUCCCUCUAUGAGGUCUGCACGAAGUGCGGGAACCUGUUUACAGACCUGGACAGCUUGAACGCCCACAACGCCGUGCACCGUAAAGUUGAAGCCAGCCGGAACCGAGCCCUGGCCGAGGAAGAGGAUACAGAGGACCCCCAAGACACCAAGCAGUUCUUCUUACAGUGCCUGAACCUGAAACCGCGUGUGGCUGACGACAUGUCCCCCAGUGAGCAGGUUGGACGGCGAGUGGCCGAGUUGGACCCUGUCAACAGCUAUCAGGCCUGGCAGCUGGCCACCAGGGGGAAGGUGGCCGAGCCGGCUGAGUACCUCAAGUAUGGGACCUGGGACGAGGCGCUGGCCGGGGAUGUCGCCUUUGACAAAGACAAGCGUGAGUAUAUACUGGUGAGUCAGGAGAAACGCAAGCGUGAAUCGGAUGCUCCUUCUACCCAGGCUCCCCCAAGGAAGAGGGCCAAUCUACCUGGGGACCCCAUGCUUUCUGGACACCUUGACCCCCGGCCAGCCUCACGCCCCAACCGCAGGGCUGCGGCCACCACUGGCCAGGGGAAGUCCUCUGAGUGCUUCGAGUGCGGCAAGAUUUUCCGCACCUACCACCAGAUGGUGCUCCACUCCCGUGUGCACCGCCGCGCACGCCGUGACAGGGAUCCUGAAGGGGACCGGGCAGCACGUGCCCGCUGCAGUUCACUCAGCGAGGGUGAUUCGGCGUCCCAGCCAAGCAGCCCUGGCUCAGCCUGUGCCACUGCUGAUUCCCCUGGCCUGGCGGAAGAAGUGGUGGAUGAUAGUGGUGAAGAGGCGGUGUCUGAACCUGCAUCAGGGGGCGAACCAGGACACUGCUGCUCUUCUGGAGAGGUGGCACCCAUCCUGCUCUCCAACGGAGACCCGAGUCACAGUCUUGGAGAUAACCUGGCAGAGGAAGACAUCAGCGAGCCCACGGUGGGGAUCGACACGCCGUCUGUGUCCGUACUUGAAAACAGCAGCAGAGAGAUCGCCAAGGGUCCCGAGCAGCAUAGACAUUCCCUUGACUUAAAGAUGCCGGCAUUUCACCCCAGGCAGGAAGCCAGCACGCCUGAGCGGGUGGACGUCCCUUCGAGCAUGGAAGUAGCCAGCCUGCAGCACACCUUGGACAGCCAAGCUGGGCAUUCGAAAGAGAAGCUGUCCGAUUUGCACAAGGAGCACUGUGGGGUAGGGAAGCGGGCAUCUGCCCCUGACCUGGUCCCGUUGGACUUGAGCAUGAAGUCGAUCCGGGAAAACCCCAGCAGUAAGGAAGCCAGCUCCCCGCAGACCGCCCUAGUCAUUCACCCGUGUCCUUACUGUAACCACAAGACCUACUACCCCGAGGUCCUGUGGAUGCACAAGCGCAUCUGGCACAGGAUCAGCUGCGGCUCUAUAGCCCCUCCUUGGACUCAGCCCAGUGGCCACAAGAGCAUCCGCAGCAACAUGGCUUUCCUCGCCCGCAGUGGGCGCACAGGGCCCCCGCCUGCUCUCGGGGGCAAGGACUGCCAGCCUCUGCUCCUUGCUCGUUUUACCCGCACCCAGGUGCCAGGUGGGGUACCAGGAUCAAAGGGCAGCUCUUCUCCCCUUGGGGUGACCACAAAAGCCGCUAGCAUGCCUAAGAACAAGGAGAGCCAUUCUGGGGGCGCCUGCGCUCUGUGGGCCCCUGGCCCCGAUGGGUAUCGGCAGACCAGAGCUGGCCAUGGCCAGGAUCCACCUAGUGCUACAGUGCAGGGACCCCUGCCCAAGUCCAAACAGGAGGCUAGCUCCAGGCUGGCACCUUCCCCAGGCAGUGGGGGCCUCAGCAAAAGUGCCACCCCUACACCCUCAGUUAUAACCCGUGUUGGUGCCCAGCCCUCAGCCAACAGCAAGCCAGUGGAGAAACUCGGAGUCCCGGCAGUGGGGACUGGCUUUGCCCCUCCGAAUAAGCACAGUGCCCCAGACUCUCUGAAAGCCAAAUUCAGUCCUCAGCCUCAGGGUCAGCCUCCCUCGAAAGGUGAAGGAGGCUCUCCUCUACCUCCCCGAGAAGCCCCUGUGAAGGCGGCCCAGGAGCUGCGAACACUAGCCACGUGUGCAGCGGGGCCCCGAGGGGACGCAGCCUUGCAGGCCCCGCCCGGCGCGCCUCCCACCUUACACUCCAUCCAGCAGGAGCCGGCAGCCGAGGGCCAGGAGAAGCGCUUGGACAUCCUCAAUAUCUUUAAGUACAUUCCAAAGGACUUCGCCACACUCUACCAGGGCUGGGGUGUCAGCAGCCCUGGGCCUGAGCACAGAGGGACACCGCGGACACAGGCCCACCAGGGAGACUUUGUCUGUGUGGAGUGCGGCAAGAGUUUCCACCAGCCCAGCCAACUCAGGGCCCACCUUCGGGCACACACAGGGGAGAGACCACAUUGCCCCAGGGACUGUGCCAGCAGGGCCCCUCCGAAAGGGGACGUAGAGACACACCUCCAGCACCCAGCCCGUGAUAGUGUUGACUGCGGCCUCACGGGUGAUUGGAAGGCUCCCAGCAGUGACCAUGGCCACUUUGGGGAAGAAGAUCCAAGGUCUCCUGACCAGACACCUUAGACCUGAGAGCCGUUGCUCCAGAGCAGACCAGGGAGAUGCCUCCUUGGUAACAUGUAGGGACAGCAAAGAUGCUAUGCCUAGGAUUCCGUGCAGCUCUUUCACACACAUGUGUGUGCUCAUCGCCCAUGGCCUGUGUUUCCUCACAAUAAGCAGUGGUAUUGGCAGGCACAGUAGCAGCUCAAGGAGUCUGUGUUACUCAAGACAGGCAUGAGACACUGGAAAAAAGAUGCUGGUUUGUUUGGAUGGAGUGAAGGGCUGGGCACUGUGGGG
Messenger RNA from Rattus rattus (black rat), 3783 nucleotides. It is a transcript of the gene Znf516, whose product is annotated as zinc finger protein 516. The record is from RefSeq and is a predicted model, not a curated record. Bases 1 to 3513 code for a protein of 1170 amino acids. Gene Ontology annotation, biological process: regulation of DNA-templated transcription. NCBI's taxonomy places the organism in Eukaryota, Metazoa, Chordata, Mammalia, Rodentia, Muridae. Gene Ontology annotation, molecular function: DNA-binding transcription factor activity, RNA polymerase II-specific; RNA polymerase II cis-regulatory region sequence-specific DNA binding. The transcript is spliced from 4 exons. Gene Ontology annotation, cellular component: nucleus.